AUUAAAUGUCUGGUUGGACCUAAGAAUCUGAUCCAGAGUCCUCAGUCCUUGCCGUCUCAACUGCGCCAUGCACGUGCAGCCAUUCGAAACAUUAGGAGCAAUAUUUGCGCGCUUACGCCUGGGCGUGGGGGAGCAGCAGAGGCGCGAUCUUGA
Molecule: messenger RNA, 153 nt
Organism: Bipolaris victoriae FI3
Lineage: Eukaryota; Fungi; Ascomycota; Dothideomycetes; Pleosporales; Pleosporaceae
Exons: 1
Source: RefSeq, a predicted model, not a curated record